AUGCUCCGAUUCGAGGCGACUGGGAGCUCAAGUCCGACCGCCGAGGCGGUAUUCAGGGCCGAGGUGGAGCGGGCGGGCCUGAGCGAGCACUACUUCAUCGACUCCUGCGGCACCGGGGGCGGCAGCGAGGACUGGUACCGCAAGGGCGGCUUCAACUACAACCUGGGCAACCCCUCCGACGAGCGCACGGCCCGCGCGGCCAAGCGCAGGGGCUACUACCUGACCUCCAUCUCCCGGCCCCUGGCGCCGGAGGACCUGGUGGACAGCGCGCUGAUCCUGGUGAUGGAGCGCAGGAACGAGCUGGCGGUGCUGGAGGCCGCAGAGCACUGGCGCAGCGAGGGCCUGCUCAGCGUCGCCGCCCUGCCCCGCAUCGAGAACCUGCCGCGCUACCUGCGCUCCGCCCGCUUCGGGGGCCUGGACACCAUCCCCGACCCCUACUUUGGCGGCCCAGAUGGGUUUGAGACCGUGCUGGACCUGGUGGAGGAGGCCUGCGUCAACCUGCUGACCGACCUGGAGGCCCAGCGUAUGGGUUCUGAGAGCGGGGCCGGGGAGGCCCAGGAGCAGCAGGCCUGA
Auxenochlorella protothecoides is the source of this 573-nucleotide messenger RNA. Its product is annotated as Putative low molecular weight protein-tyrosine-phosphatase. NCBI's taxonomy places the organism in Eukaryota, Viridiplantae, Chlorophyta, Trebouxiophyceae, Chlorellales, Chlorellaceae. Bases 1 to 573 code for a protein of 190 amino acids. The record is from RefSeq and is a predicted model, not a curated record. The transcript is spliced from 2 exons.